This is a messenger RNA of Ichthyophthirius multifiliis, 801 nucleotides long. Its product is annotated as protein kinase domain protein. The record is from RefSeq and is a predicted model, not a curated record. Lineage: Eukaryota; Ciliophora; Oligohymenophorea; Hymenostomatida. The transcript has 7 exons. Gene Ontology annotation, molecular function: calcium-dependent protein serine/threonine kinase activity; calcium ion binding; ATP binding. Gene Ontology annotation, biological process: peptidyl-serine phosphorylation; protein autophosphorylation; intracellular signal transduction. Gene Ontology annotation, cellular component: nucleus; cytoplasm.
AUGAAUUAAAGACUAGGCACACCCUAUUAUAUUGCUCCAGAAGUUUUAUAAUCUUAAUACGAUAAUAAAUGUGAUAUUUGGUCGUGUGGAGUAAUCCUUUAUAUAAUGCUAAGCGGUAUUCUUCCAUUUAAUGGAACUACAAAUGAUGAAAUAGUAGAAAAUGUAAAAUAAGGAAAAUUAUCUUUUGAAAAUGAAGAAUGGAAUUAUAUAUCUUAACAAGCUAAAAAUUUUAUUAGAAAAAUGCUAGAAUUAGAUCCUACAUAAAGGCUUUCAGCUUCUUAAGCACUAUAAGAUCCUUGGAUAAAAAAGUUUAAUAAUAAUUAAAAUUUGGAUUUUCCUAAUUUAUAUAAAUCAAUUGAAAAUAUGAAAAAUUUUAAUGCUGAUAAAAAACUAUAAGAAGCAACUUUAAUUUUUUUUAUUAAUAAUUUUGCAAGUAAUGAGGAAAAAAAUUAAAUGUUGAAAGUUUUCUAAGGCUUAGAUAUAAAUGGUGAUGGAAAAAUAAGUUAAUAGGAACUUAUUGAGGGGUUCGAAAAAAUUUACGAAGAUAAAAAUUUGGCUAAAAUAGAAGCAUAAAAAGUAUUUUAAUCUGUUGAUAGAAAUAAUUCAGGAGAAAUUGAUUAUACAGAAUGGAUAAUGGCUACAAUUAAUACAGAAUAAUUAUUAUCAAAACAAAGAAUAAAUGCUGCUUUUUAAAUGUUUGAUAAAUUAAAUAGAUUCAAAUGUUUGGAUAGAAAUGGUAAAAGAAAUCGAUCUUAAUGGGGAUGGAUAAAGGCUCUAAAACUACCCAAAACCAUAGCAUGA